GAGAAUAGCCAAGCCAAAGCCAAGUGCCAAGUGUUUGCGUUUGCUCAGUGCAACGACCUUAUCGCCAUUUCCAGUUCCAGUAUUCCAGUGUAUUCGCAAUCUCAACGCACGCCCGUGUCGCCCAGUCAGUGACUCUCCACUUGCCGUUCGCCGCAGUCGUUGCCGCUCUCCACAUCAUCAUCAUCAACAUGGGACUCGAGAAGCUAUUGCCCUGCACCGUUAAGCUGUCCAGUAUAUUGGCCAAGUCCAGCUACGAUGUGCUGUGCGUCAUUGAUCGCGCUGUGCCCGCCGAGCUGGCCGACACGUUCGAGGAGCAUCGCGCCUUCGACAAGGCCUUCGACAGCGUCGUCUCGUGCUUCAAGUCGUCGCAACUGAAUCUGCCCGUGAUCUAUGCGCCCGUCCAGGAGCUGACGGACUAUGCCGACGUGCGCUGCUAUCAGAAGGCGGCCGCCCAGUCCCUGCAGCGUGCCAUUAAGGCCGGCUUCCAAGCGCCGCUUCUGGUGGUGCCCAAGAGCAAACGCUUCUCUCAGGCGGAGCUGUGCACGGUCCUUGGCGCUCUGGAGGAGCUCUAUGUGCCCAUUCAACUGCGCGAGGAUGUCCCCGCGAAGAAGCAACGCAUCAGCUCGCUGUCCGUACUGAUUGAUAGUCCCAAUGCGGAGCGGAUCAUGCAGGAGGCGCUGGUUCUGGAAUCUGGUCGCCUGAUUGCCCGCGACAUUGGCGGCGGAGAUCCGGAACGCAUGGCACCACCGCUCGUGGAGGCCUACAUAAAACCGUUGUUCGCCAAUCUGUCCGUCAAGGUGAUCGACGACGUGAAUGUCAUUAACCGAGAGUAUCCGCUGUUCGCUGCUGUCAAUCGUGCUGCUCAUUCCGUGGAGCGGCAUCGUGGUCGGAUCAUCUACCUCGAGUACAAGCCGCCCGGUCCGGCGACCAAGACGCUGAUGCUGGUCGGCAAGGGCGUGACCUAUGACACGGGCGGCGCCGACAUCAAGGCCGGCGGCGUCAUGGCCGGCAUGUCGCGGGACAAGUGCGGAGCCGCCGCCGUCGCCGGCUUCAUGCAGGUGGUCAGCGAGCUGAAGCCGCAGAAUGUGCACGUCAUUGGCGCGCUCUGCCUGGUGCGCAAUUCGGUGGGUGAGGAGUGCUAUGUGUCCGACGAGCUGAUCACCUCGCGUGCCGGCGUUCGUGUCCGGAUUGGCAACACGGAUGCCGAGGGUCGCAUGUGCAUGGCCGAUGUGCUGUGCCGCAUGAAGGAGCUGGCCGUUGAGGGAAAUCUGCCCGAUCCGCAUAUCUUUACCAUUGCCACGCUGACGGGCCAUGCCUUCAUAUCGGCCGGCGAGGGUCAGUCCAUCAUUGUGGACAACAGCGUGGCCGCCAAGGAGGAUCAUGCACGCAAACUGCAGGCCGCUGGCCAGGCCUACGGCGAACCUUUCGAGGUCUCCGUGCUGCGCCAGUGCGACUUCGACUUCAAUGCCGCCAAGGCCAUUGGCGAGGAUGUCGUCCAGGCCAACAAUGCGCCAUCGGUGAGGACACCGCGCGGCCACCAAGUGCCCGCCGCCUUCAUGAUCCAGGCUACGGGCCUCGACAAGCAUGGCGUCGACUCCCCGCUGCCGCUCAAGUAUACCCAUCUGGACAUUGCCGGCAGCGCCGGGGAGUAUCCCCUCAUGCCCACAGCUGCGCCCAUUGUGGCUCUGGUCAAGACCCAUUUGAUUGACUAGCUGCGAUCCGGGCUCCAGGAAUAUAUACAAGCGCCGUACUUAUCCUUAUCCUUAUAUAAUCACUGUAUGCAUCACAGCUCAAUGUGAAUAAACGUCUUUGUAUUAAUAUACUCAAUUUAAAAUACA
This is a messenger RNA of Drosophila novamexicana, 1838 nucleotides long. RefSeq names its product putative aminopeptidase W07G4.4 (gene Dip-B). Lineage: Eukaryota; Metazoa; Arthropoda; Insecta; Diptera; Drosophilidae. The record is from RefSeq and is a predicted model, not a curated record. The coding region runs from base 189 to 1712 and encodes 507 amino acids. Gene Ontology annotation, biological process: proteolysis. The transcript is spliced from 5 exons. Gene Ontology annotation, cellular component: cytoplasm. Gene Ontology annotation, molecular function: metalloaminopeptidase activity; manganese ion binding.